This is a messenger RNA of Batrachochytrium dendrobatidis JAM81, 975 nucleotides long. RefSeq lists its product as uncharacterized. The record is from RefSeq and is a predicted model, not a curated record. Bases 1 to 975 code for a protein of 324 amino acids. Lineage: Eukaryota; Fungi; Chytridiomycota; Chytridiomycetes; Rhizophydiales. The transcript has a single exon.
AUGAUCCAGGGUAUGAGUCAAAAACUUGUAGAACAGAAUAUGCGUGCUAUAAAGAAUGGAUCAAAUUUAUCUGAAACCAUCAAUGAUGAAUGCCGCCAAGAUUCAUCUCGCUGUCCUAUGCUGUGGGUAACGUACUCCACGUAUUGUAGUUUAGGAUCGAAUCGGCUAGCAGAUUUACUUGGUGCAGCAGGGAUUCCACUUGCAGUACUUGGAUAUGGCAGUAAAUGGAAAGCAAGAUGGGGACUACGCAUCCGUAUUCUUCACGACUACCUUUUGACUCAACCCGAAGAUCGUUUAAUCGUAUGGUCGGACUCGGAUGAUGUUAUCAUUACUCCAGGCACUACAGUUUCAGAACUCAUUUCGAGGUACAAUUCUCUUGUGGAUCUAUACAAUGGGCCGAGGGUGUUUUUUGCUGCAGAAAUUGCUUGCUAUCCUCGUGGGGAUCUAUGGUCAAACUAUACUGAUCCUGAACAUAUCCAAGGUAAAAAAACAUAUACGCCGUUCAGAUAUUUGAAUGCGGGAAUCAUGAUUGGCCCAGCUGGAUUGAUUCGUCGACUGAUUCAGGUAGUGUAUCAGCAUGAUUGUUAUGAUGAUCAGCUACUAUUCACUUUGGCUCUGCUGGAUCCAAUACAGUGGUGGCGAGACCCAUCUACAAACACCUAUGAGGUGGGAUCAUCUACUUUAUUGUUCAGUAAAAAUCAACCUCCACGCAACGGGGAUCAAAACUCACUCUUGAAGAUCGACACAGCUCAACAGCUUAUUCAAAUUGACCACUGGAAUCUCCUCAGUGUGGCCAUGUAUGGCAUCUCUGCUAAUCAGUAUCAAAUUCUUGAGACUGCCCCAUAUCUUAAUUUUUUAGAAACAAACAGUCGCCCACUGAUACUCCAUCAAAGUGGCUCGAAAAAGGACGAUCAUACGUUGGAAGUACUUGCCAAGAAGUUUGGUUACGUGUAUGAAACAGACUUUUCAAGAUAA